Molecule: messenger RNA, 2241 nt
Organism: Mesorhabditis spiculigera
Lineage: Eukaryota; Metazoa; Nematoda; Chromadorea; Rhabditida; Rhabditidae
Source: the annotation of a GenBank genome assembly
AUGGCUGGGAGAUGCGACUGCCCAUUCGAUUCUGACUUUGUGCGAGCGAUCUUCAAAGGCAACCACACAUUAUUCAUUGGCGAUUCUAUAAUGCGCGGAGUCUACAAAGAUUUUGUUUGCAUGAUCGAAAAUCGCGACGAGCGCUUGCUGACCGAGACACAGUCGAAGGCAUUGCAAGAGCCAUCAUUCUACGAUGAUCGACAGAUUGACAUCGAGAAGUUUCAAAAGGAUCGUGUCUUCGUGCAAGCCCGAGAAUACCACAAACCAAAUUUCCUGCUACAGUUCCAUUUUACGACCAGAAUCUUUAAACACGACCUUGAAGCGGCGAUCGCACAGAUGGAGCGUGAUCAUCGGUUUCCGAGGAUGGUUUUCGUGAAUAGUUGUUUAUGGGAUAUUUCUCGCUACGAGGGGAUCGCCACGCGCCUCAAUGAAAAUGCGGUCGAUAGGGAUGGCGUUCGGACUCAACGGAAGGUCCUUGAAGAAUACGAAACGCGGGCUGGCUUACUCUUCCAGCGCCUGAAGCUCGUCCUUCCGGCUAGUUCCGCGGUCUUUGUCGUACUAGUGCCACACUGUGUGCCCACGAACGAUCGAUGGUUCUCGCGUCGUGACGGGGACACCCGCAACAACAAAGAUGUAUUGAGGGUCCUCUUCACCAAGGCGCAGUCGCAGUUGGCGCAGUUAGCUAGGUUACAUGGAUUUUCGGUGAUCGAUCUCGACUUUCAAAUGAGGUCUCCACAUCUAGAAGCCCUACGUGUCAGCGAUGGCAUUCAUUGGCAGCCGGAAGGGCAACGUUUGAUGACCCAACUGAUCGUGGCCCACCUUGCCCGCGACUUUGGCCUCAAAAUACCGCCCGCGACGGCCAGACGAUGUGAUCGCAUGUUCAAAGAUUGCUUUGACGACCCGGAUCUGCAGUGUGGGCAGUUUUUCGAUACAAUGCUCGAUACAUUGAACAAGGUGCCGAACCACGUGCACAGGGACCAUCUGGCGAAAGAGGAGCUCGCGGAUGUCAAGGAGAUCAACGACAACAAUAUAUGUUGUGUAGACAGCUACAAGCCUUACUACGUGAAGGAGCAGGCCGUCUUUCAGAAGUUGACCCUAAAGCAAAUGGAAGCAGCGAAACGCGAGGCCAUUCGUGAAGACAUCCAGACGAUGCGCAUGGGGUUGCUCAUACAGAAGAAUGUUCGACUGGAUGAGCGGGAUCUUGCUGCAUUUGAGAGCAUGUUGUCAAAGGGGCAACAGGCUGCUUUGAAGCCGUGCCGACGUGCAUUCCCCGGAGCGCGGUCCUUCUUGAGCUUCAAGGUGGAUUACAAGCAUUUGGAGUGGGAAGACGGUGAGCCAGCGCCCGAUGAUCCUGCUCGACCAAGUGCUUUAACGGCUUCCAAGGUCGCGCCGCAAUCGUCAAAGUGUGGCGAUGGACAAUCGUGGUUCCCUGCGGCCGUGCUGUCCUCUUCAUCAACAUCUCACGCGAGCACACUGUCUGCCGACCUGCGUAGCGAUCGGGAGAUCGAACUUCUCGCUAAUGCAGCUCGAGACCGCGACGUACGUGGAAAACACUCGAGGAAAAGAGGCGCUUCCCCAAUUCCCGGCCAGCCUAGAAACAAGGAGCGCCCUUGUUCGGACCGCAAGCUGGCUGCGGCUUCUCCGAAGACCGUGAAGUCACCAAAAAGGCCAGUUUCCCCUCAAGGGUCCGCGGACCUUGACUGCACGGUUUCCGAAAUCCCGCUACCAUCUGCGGGACUACGGACGGAGCAGCGGAAAGAAGACCCCGGAGAUGUCGUUCUUCAAAUAGCUCAGCAGCACAGAGAAGCAUCGCUACCGAAAGCAAUCGAGCCUUUCAACUUGCCUACGGCGCCGCCGAGUCCCCGGAAGCCUGCGAUGACCCAGAUGUCUUCAGUUCCAUCGGAUCCGGAAUCACCAACGCCAAUCACGAUCACGCUUUCGUCGUCUUCGGAAGAGUCCGUCAACUCGUCGAUGGUGGCGCUCCCCAGAUUGCAAUUUUUCGGGAAAUCUGCUGAGCGGCUUUCGCGGACUGGCGAUGAUGUCAAUGAGGCAAACGGCCAGAUACAGCCCCCGGGCACCGUUGCAUCAGCAUUGACCUUCAAGACCACUGGCGGAACAUCGUCUCCAAAAAUUGAAGAAGUUGACGUCGCCGAGGAGCUGCCUUCUCUGGCCGCUCUGAGCCUCUCCAAACAACCAGAUGUCCUUCAAAGAUCCACGGGCAAACCAACUGAAUCUCAAGAC